Messenger RNA from Fusarium tjaetaba, 6714 nucleotides. Its product is annotated as NFX1-type zinc finger-containing protein. Gene Ontology annotation, molecular function: helicase activity; ATP binding; ATP hydrolysis activity. Bases 1 to 6714 code for a protein of 2237 amino acids. The record is from RefSeq and is a predicted model, not a curated record. NCBI's taxonomy places the organism in Eukaryota, Fungi, Ascomycota, Sordariomycetes, Hypocreales, Nectriaceae. The transcript has 4 exons.
AUGGUUCUGGUACGAGACGCAUCUGGCUCUCGAGCCGCAAAGCUCAUCAAGACAUUCUGGGCCGUCAUUAAAGGCGAACAACAAAUCACGACUGCACACUCCGCAAAGUUGUUUGUACAGGCUUGUGAGAUCUACAGUAGCAAGAACUCGCCCGUCAAAUUUGUCGAGGUCCUUAUCUCAAACCCUGCCGGUAUCGCGGCGUUGGAGCGAGUAGUCCGCGUCGACUUGACUUUUAGCUUCAUAAAUACCACUGCCUUGCCAUUCCUCCUAACGUUAUCGGAUGAGGGUGUUGCUGCUCUCAGCAACGGCGGAUUUCUUCGCCAGAUGUUAAAGGCCAUUCUGGAGCCAUCGACCUUUUGGACUGCUGCAGUCGGCGCUUACCACAGUGACAAACUUGACAAUGUCGGCCUUGAAGCAUUUGCCUGGCUGUGUCUACAAAUUGUCUCGGAUCAAACCAGCUUCGACUCCCACAAGGCCGCAGUCAAAGAAUUGAUGGAUAGCAAGUCUCUUCUCAGCUCAGGCUCGCCCGAAGUGAGGAAGAUUGCGUACCGCAUCGAGAAGAUCAUCAAGAUCUUUGCCCAGCCCGAGAUUGCAUCCAGCGGAAUCACACCUGGAGGACGCCACGACAACGAUCAUGCCAAUUUCCGCAAUAUCUCAAUUUAUCCGACCUCUGAUGAACUUCUCUCAAGCGAUCCUCCAUAUCUCCAACGACUGGGAGAUGUCUUUGACACGCCGAUUGAGACCCGAAGCCAAAGUUACCGCGAUUGGCUCUUUCGUUUGCUUCGCGAGGACAUGCUCUCUGAACUCCGAGAAGACCUACAGGUCGCCAUGAGUCAGAAGAAGAGCAAGCGUCGUCCUGUUGCUUUGGGGCAGUUGAGAUUGGUUGGCAUCAAUAACGACCAUGACAUUGACACCAAGCACAUCCCUCCAUAUGCUCUUUACGUCGCGUGUCAGCAGGGCAUCACUUUUCCGCAUAAACUGCCGAAAGGCGGUAAGAAGACGUUCCUAACAGAGUCGAAGAACUUCAUGAAGAAUGACUCUUUUGGUGCGCUCUGUUGCAACGGCACCAUCAUCGCGUUUGGGUCGCUUGUCAGAGACGUCGCGAACCUUCUCAAGACACCACCCAUUGUUGGCAUCAGAUUCAACGAUGGUUCUGGGCUCAAGAAAGCCAUUGAUGUCCUUCAAAGUCCAUUUAAGGACCAAGUAAAUUUUUUCAUCGUCGACACCGCUACUUUUGCUUUCGAACCGAUCCUCAAACGAUUGAAGACCAUCGCCGAGUUGCCUCUUGAAGCUCAAUUGAUCGACUCCGAUCAACCUUCUGGGGACGGGCCGAGAUCGACGACAUUGAACGCCUUGCUUCACAAGCUCAAGGAGGCUUUGGCUUCAGAGCGCAGUUAUCAAAUGCCUUCUGGUUUAAGACUAAAAAAAGAGAUAAAACUGCAGGGUGCUCAGCUCAAGUCCUUUAUUCACGGCAUCAGCAGCAACUUGGCUCUAAUUCAAGGUCCGCCUGGCACGGGAAAGUCGUUUCUGGGCGCGCUCAUUCUGUUGACCAUUCUGCGAUUGACAAAAUCGCGUAUUCUUGUGCUGAGCUAUACUAAUCAUGCCCUGGAUCAGUUUAUGGAGGAUCUGAUGGACAUCGGCAUCAGCUCAGACCAGAUGGUUCGUCUGGGUUCCAAGUCUACUGAAGCCACCAAACCCACUCUUCUGAGAGAAUACGACGGCCAAAAGAAGUAUUGGUUGAAGAUGGAGGAGAAGAAUAUCCUCAAUACCCUUCGCGUUGAAGAAACGAGUCUCAGCUCGGAGCUUCAAGAAUGCAGCAGAAAGCUCGCUGCACGAGAGGCUGAUCCGGCUGAUAUCCUGGAACACCUUGAGCUUUCCGAGAACUUCAGCAUCGCAUGGGAAGCGUUUCAGGUACCUGAAGAUGAUGGUUUCAAGAUGGUUGGCUCGGACGGUAAAGAGAUUGACCCGGAGGGCGUUUACCAGCAAUGGCUGAACGGCGGUGAUGUCAAUCGUCUCGGACACCUCAGCAUGGCUCUGGACCCGAGAGCCCGCGCUGUCUGGAAUGCGCCACUGGCUGUGAGAAGGCAAUGCCAUUAUGAGUGGUCUCAAAUGGUUCGUGAGGAGCAGAGCGCCCGGUUCGUUGAACUGAGCAAGCGAUUCAGUGAUGUGAGGACUGAGAUUAAGAGUAUCCUUGACGAGCGCGGACGAAGAGUCCUCAAGGAUAAACAGAUCAUUGCUUGCACAACAACCGCUGCAGCAAUGUAUCAGUCAAUCAUUGAAACCGCCAACCCCGACGUCAUUCUGGUUGAAGAAGCGGGAGAGAUCCUCGAAGCUCAUAUUAUUACAGCUAUGAGCGCCUCUGUCAAGCAACUCAUACUCAUCGGAGACCACAAACAACUCAGACCAAAGGUCGGCAAUUACUUGUUGACAAAGGAAAAAGGCGAGGGCUACGAUCUGAAUGUGUCGCUCUUUGAAAGGCUUGUUAUUCAGGGUCGCCAUUUCACAGCCCUUGAAGAGCAGCAUCGCAGUCAUCCAGACAUCUCACAAUACCCUCGCAUGCUAGCCUAUCCUGAACUAAAAGACAUGCCAACGACUUCCGAUCGUCAGCCAAUCCGAGGAUUGAAGAGUCGCGUUACAUUUGUGCAUCACGAACGACCAGAGGAUACCAUGGACGAUGUCGCUGAGCGCCGGGACCCUACGGCCAAAGCCAGCAAAAGAAACCUCCACGAGGCUAUGAUGGUUCUCCGAAUGGUUCGCUAUUUAUCGCAGAACGGAUACAAGACCGAGAACAUGGUUGUUCUAACGCCGUAUCUGGGCCAAUUGUUCCUUUUGAAGGAGACUCUUCGGAAGGAGAUGGAUCCUUGGCUGAAUGAUGUCGACAACCAUGACCUGGUGCGUGCGGGACUGGUCACGCAGGCGGCUGCCAAAGUGAACAAGAAGCCUCUACGCCUCUCGACAAUUGAUAACUACCAAGGAGAAGAAUGCGACAUCGUCAUAGUCUCACUAACACGCAGCAACGCAUCGGGAGAUAUCGGCUUCCUGUACGCUCGUGAACGACUCGUUGUCCUUCUAUCACGCGCCCGAAACGGCAUGAUCCUCUUUGGCAACAUGGAGACAUUCAUGAAGAGCAAGAAGGGCGGUAAAAUGUGGACGCAGUAUUUUGACGCGCUGAAGCAGAAUGACUCCAUUUUCGAUGGAGUUCCUAUUCACUGCGAGCGCCACCCUGAGACGUCCAUGUUAUUGAAGCUGCCGGAAGACUUUGAUAAGAAGUGUCCUGAUGGAGGAUGUGCUGAGCCCUGUAAUGCCCCAUUGAGCUGCGGCAAACAUAAAUGCCAGCGACGCUGCCAUCGGGUCCAAAACCACUCCAUGAUCCCAUGCUUUGCCAAAGUCGAGAGAACCUGCGAUAAAGGCCAUAAGACCAAGGUCCCAUGUGGAGACAAGUCCAAGACCUGCGCGACUUGCACGACAGAAUACGAAGACAACCAGCGACGUAUCAAACGCGACCUCGAACUCGAACGAACGCGCCAAGAAGCACAGGACAAGUAUCGCCUGGAGCUACAAGAGAUCGAGGAUGAGAUUGAUCAUCGCCGUCGAACUAUGAAGUACGAGUCUGAGGAGAAGAAGCAAGCAGACGAGCUCAAACAGAAGAAGGAAGAACUCGAAUCUCUUCGACAAGCGGAAAGCAACAAGAAGAAGAUCAAGGCGACCCAGAAAAAUAGCCCGCCGCCUCAGACUGCUCCUCAGUUUGGUCCUAUAUCCGGUGCAGCCAAUGAGUGGAAGAACAUGAAAGAGGUAGAAGGUGCACGCAACGCCGCUUUGGAUAAGCUGAUGGGAAUGAUCGGUCUCGAGUCUGUCAAAGACCAGAUACUCUCGAUCAAGUCCACAGUCGAUACCAAGAUACGCAAGACAACAGUGGCCAGAAUAUAUGCAGAGUUCCUCACGACGGUCGGUGCUAUUGCAGGAAGCUGCUUCAAAGAAGUCACUGGAUCUAAACUCGCCAACAUGGGUGUCACCGGCUGUGAGAAGCUUAUCGAGGAUGUCAACAACAAUGGCGGCGGCUGCGUCUUCAUCGACGAAGCAUACCAGUUGUCAUCUGGCAACAGUCCCGGCGGCAAGGCUGUGCUGGAUUAUCUUCUGGCAGAGGUCGAGAACCUAAGAGGAAAGGUCGUGUUUGUCUUGGCAGGGUAUAGUAAGGAGAUGGAGUCCUUCUUCUCCCACAAUCCCGGCAUUCCCAGUCGAUUUCCCAUCGAGAUGAAGUUCGAGGACUACACGGACAGAGAACUCCUCCAAAUCCUUCAGCUCCAGAUUCAUCGCAAGUUUCAGGGUAGGAUGGCUGCUGAGCAAGGGACUGACGGGCUGUUCUGCCGGAUUGCUGUACGUCGGGUUGGCCACGGUCGCGGGAAGAAUGGUUUCGGAAAUGCACGCGCUGUGGAAAACUGUCUCCAGAAGAUCAGUCAACGACAAGCAGCACGUCUCAGGAGGGAACGUCGAGCCAGCAAGAAGCCAAAUGAUUUGCUCCUCACCCGAGAAGACAUCAUUGGACCAGAACCUUCCGAGGCUUUGCUGAGCAGCAAGGCUUACAGAGAGCUCAAGUCCCUGAUCGGCUUGCAGGAAGUCAAAGAUGCACUCGGUGUGCUCAUGGACACAUUGAGAACAAACUAUGAGCGCGAGCUUGCAGAGCAGCCUCUAGUAGAGUUCUCGCUGAACAAGGUUUUCUUGGGGUCACCCGGCACUGGAAAAACGACUGUCGCAAAGCUCUACGGAGAGAUCCUCAAAGAUUUGGGCUUGCUUUCUAACGGGGAGGUCGUUACCAAGAACCCAGCUGAUUUUGUUGGAGCUGCUCUUGGCCAGUCAGAGGCUCAGACCAAGGGUAUCCUCGCCGCCACUGUCGGAAAGGUUCUUUUGAUCGACGAAGCAUACGGACUUUAUGGAGGAGGAGGCGUAAACGGCUCUGUCAUUGAUCCCUACAAGACGGCUGUUAUCGACACCAUCGUCGCAGAGGUUCAAAGCGUACCAGGCGAAGAUCGAUGCGUCCUCCUGCUUGGAUACAAGGAGCAGAUGGAGGAGAUGUUCCAGAACGUGAACCCUGGUCUCAGUCGACGCUUUCCCAUCUCGUCUGCCUUUGUCUUUGAAGACUUUGAUGAUGUUGCUUUGGCAAAGAUUCUGGACCUGAAGCUGGGCAAGUCAGGCUUCAAAGCAACAACCAAGGCCAAGGUUGUCGCACUGGACGUCCUGCGUCGUGCAAGAAACCGCCCAAACUUUGGAAAUGCGGGCGAAAUCGACAUCUUACUUGGAAGAGCCAAGGCGAAUCAUCAAAAACGUGUAUCAUCUGGCCAAGUCAAGAGACACGGAACCUUGGAGCCCAUCGACUUUGACCAAGACUUUGACCGUGCCGAAAAGGGUGAUACCGACGUCAAGAAAUUGUUCGAGGGCGACGUUGGGCGUGACCGUCUGAUAUCAAUCCUUCAAGGUUACCAGACCCGCGUGCGUCAGGCCAAACAACUGGAGAUUGACCCGGAAAUCCCCUUCAACUUCCUUUUCAGAGGUCCACCUGGAACAGGAAAGACAACAGCUGCGCGCAAGAUGGGCCAGGUAUACUAUGAUCUGGGCUUCUUGGCUAGUACGGAAGUCAUUGAGGUUUCUGCUACUGAGCUCAUCGGCCAAUAUGUUGGACAUACUGGGCCAAAGGUACAGCAGCUCCUGGAUAAAGCUUUGGGGCGGGUUCUUUUUAUUGACGAAGCUUAUCGACUUGCUUCCGAGAGCUCGUUUACCAGAGAGGCUGUCGAUGAGCUUGUGGAUUGCGUCACGAAGCCAAAAUAUCACGGCAAGCUUAUCAUCAUCCUUGCUGGCUACGUACAGGACAUCAACACUCUGCUGGGCAUCAACCCAGGAAUGUCUAGUCGUUUCCCAGAAAGCAUUGACUUUGACCCCCUCACUCCUGCUAGCUGUAUUCAGUUGAUGACCAGUCAAUUGCAAGAUAGCAAAGCCAAACUCAAGGGAAAGAUACCAGUGGACCUGUCGGGUUUGGAGCGUCCUGAGAGGGGAUUCUUGAUGGAGCUGACCAACAAGUUCGAGGAACUGUCGAAGCAGGAUAGUUGGGCGAAUGCGAGAGAUGUCAAAGAACUUGCCAAGAAGAUGUUUCACAAGUUUGAUCUAUCUUCUAAAAGUCUGAGACUUACCGAGGAGCUCGUACGCGGCACUAUAGACGACAUGAUGGCGGAGCGUCGAGGCCGAAUGACGGACAAGAAACCUACUGCUGCAAGUGAGAUCGCCAAAGCACUCAAUGACAUGCCUUUAUUCACACCACCUACAACGACAACCAACGUCACCACAGUUACUGAGGAACAAGAGGAGGAAGAACCAGAAGAAGAGCUCCUAGACAUCACUGUUCCGCAAGGCAUCCGAGACGCCGGAGUAAGCGAUGAAGUCUGGGAGCAGCUCCAAAGGGACAAAGAGCAAGAGGCCAAAGAUGAAGAAGAAUUUCGUCGGCUCAAAAAGGCCCAGCAGAAUGCAAGUGACGCUGACAGAGAGAAGCUGGUACGUAAGAUACUGGCUGAGGAGGAGAAACGGAAGAAGAUUGAGGCGAGAAAGGCAAAGUUGAUGAAGAUGGGAGUGUGUCCGGCUGGAUUUCAGUGGAUCAAGGAGAGUGCCGGGGGGUUUAGGUGUGCAGGAGGUUUGCAUUGGAUGUCUGAUGGGGAUGUUGAUAAGUUGUAA